UGAUUUGCUCAAAUCAUGAGAUUGAGCCUUCACGCCAUAUUCCCUCUAUGUGCAGAGUAUAUAUGAAAUCGAAGUACAAAUUAGGACUACACUUAGAACCGCCCCUCCCCUGCGCCUCCAGCCGGACCAGCGCUCCCCAGGCAAUCACCACAGCGCCUCCACAAUCCACUGCUCCACGGCCUGCGAAUCGAGUGGCCUCCCCUCCCCUGCGACAGCGCCGAGCCCGCCGACCACCUGCCCUGCUUCAGGGCUUAGACCCAAUUCAGCAGGCUUGCUUUGGAAUUCUGAGCAGCUAUGGACGCGACUCCUUUAAGUUUCGAAAAUCCGAUCCGAGAUGCCAUUUCAAGGGUCCGAUUUGCUCCGCAUUCCAACAAUCUUCUCUUUUCUUCAUGGGACAAUAGUCUUCGGUUGUACGAUGUUGAAAGCUCAAAGCUAAUGUUGGAAUUUCCAGGGGAAGCUGCACUUCUCGAUUGUUGUCUUGAAAAUGAGUUCGUGGCUUUUAGUGCUGCUUCUGAUGGUUCUAUUCACAGGUAUGAUAUGCAUUCUGGACAUAAAUCAGCAAUAGGGAAUCAUGAUGAUAUGGCAACUUUUGUUGAGUAUUCUCCUGAAACAUGUCAAUUGGUUACUACUGGUUGGGAUAAGAAUAUAAUCUUUUGGGAUGCACAAUCAGCUAAGUCUGUUGGACGCUUGAACAAUCUAACAUCAGAGCCGGAGUCUAUGUCACUCUCUGGCUUCAAUUUGAUGGUUGCUAUUGAUUCCUCAGUAAUCAUUUAUGACUUUCGUUCCCUUAGAAAAUCGGUUCAUACGAAAGAUGUCCGAAUAAAAUGUGUCCGCCCUAUUCUUCGUUAUGAAGGGUUUGUGGUUGGAUCAGUCGAUGGACGGGUUGCUUUGGAGUAUAUAUGUGAAUCCAAUUUGGAUAAGGGAUAUGCUUUCCGAUGCCAUCCAAAGGGAAAAGACGGAAGACAUCGUGUGGAGUCAGUGAAUGACAUUGCGUUUAGUCCAUUAAAUACUGGUUCAUUUGUAACUGGUGAUAAUGAGGGUUACGUAAUUAUGUGGGAUGCAUGCUACAAGAAGCGAUUGUUUGAGUUUUCAAGGUAUCCAAAUAGUAUUGCUUCUUUGUCAUACAACCAUGAUGGAUUCCUUUUAGCUGUUGCAUCAAGUUACACUUACCAAGAAGCUGGUGAAAGGGAAGAGCUGCCACAGAUAUUUAUACACAAAGUCCAGAACAUUCAAAGCGAGUCACCUUCUGUUGGCGCGUCAUGAAUGAGAUGACUCUGACAUCAGGUCCUAGGUUUGCAAGAUCCUUGCACAGUUGCAUUGUUCCACACUGCUUUUCUUCAUUUAUUCUGCAGUGCACCAGAUCCUCUAGUCAAAAGAGGAAUAUUAGAUCACUGCUGUAAACCUGUAUGCUGUGAUUCCCAUUUUCAAUUGAAGUGCAAUCGUGUUUCCACUUGUCCUUUGGAGGCACAUGGUUUAAGGUUGUGAUUCGAACAGUGUAAAUUUAUCAUAUGUAUUAACCCUAUAUGAACAUACAGUAUUUAUUAACAAAUCCUUGUUUAUCUUUUUAUUUAAAUGUAUCGGAUGUGUACAAACCAUGUAUCAACCUUAUGAAGUAUGAAUGUAUGAAAGUGUAUGUAAAUUGUAGAGAGAA
Messenger RNA from Ipomoea triloba (trilobed morning glory), 1651 nucleotides. Its product is annotated as mitotic checkpoint protein BUB3.3-like. The record is from RefSeq and is a predicted model, not a curated record. Gene Ontology annotation, cellular component: mitotic checkpoint complex; kinetochore; phragmoplast. Gene Ontology annotation, biological process: mitotic spindle assembly checkpoint signaling. The transcript has 11 exons. Gene Ontology annotation, molecular function: ubiquitin binding. Bases 295 to 1263 code for a protein of 322 amino acids. NCBI's taxonomy places the organism in Eukaryota, Viridiplantae, Streptophyta, Magnoliopsida, Solanales, Convolvulaceae.